Messenger RNA from Lolium rigidum, 1458 nucleotides. RefSeq lists its product as uncharacterized. The record is from RefSeq and is a predicted model, not a curated record. Bases 1 to 1332 code for a protein of 443 amino acids. The transcript has 4 exons. NCBI's taxonomy places the organism in Eukaryota, Viridiplantae, Streptophyta, Magnoliopsida, Poales, Poaceae.
AUGCCUCCAACAAGAUCAUCGCCCGUCCUGAUCCUCAGCGACACCGACAGCGACGACGACGCCGCCACCCUCUCAAGGUCCGCCUCCGAGCGCUUCACGUCGUCCCUGUGCACACAGGCCGAGGUCGAAGCCCUCUGCAAGAAGCAUGGCGUCCCUCCGGAGUUCGCCGCGCAACCCGCCGUCGACCGGCGAGCGUGCACGCCGCCGCGUCGGGGGGCCAUCUGCGUGUACGCCCACGCGCUCGAGGCCGGUCUGCGCUUCCCGCUUCACGCCUUCUUCUCCGACGCGCUAUCCCACUUCCGCCUCGCGCCCAGCCAGCUCACUCCCAACGGUUGGCGCGUCCUGGUGGGCUUCUUCGUGCUCUGCCACUCCGCCGGCGUGCCGCCGUCGCUCGCCGUGUUCAGGCAUUUUUUCUCUCUGUCCAGCAGGAACGGCUGGUACGGCUUCAAGUGCAGGAAAGGCGCCGGAGCGCUCUUUACUGGCCUGACCAGUCCCAAAUCCGACAAGGAGUGGAAGAGGGGCUUCUUCUUCCUGACCUCGCCGGAGCCAUGGGCAUGCCCCGUGCGCUGGGGCGAGCCGCCGUCCAAUAUCUCCACCGCACGUCUGGCGCUAUCAAGCAAUGAUAAGAAAUCGGUGGCAAAGCUGAUCCACAAACACAGCGCCGCGGUUGAUCUCCGCACAUUCCUCUCGGAGAACAAUCUUGCGGCGGCCUUCUCCUCCAACCUCGCCGGCGCGUCACCACCACCGCCACUCCAGCUCCCUCCUCCUUCUACUGGUUCAGAAGGGUCCGAUCUAAUCCUGGACGAGGCUGUGGCUCCAGCCGAGAAGGUGAAAGCCGAGCCGGAAUGGGGCACACCGGAGUUGUCCCGUAAGAAGAGGAAAUUGGAGGAGGUCGCCAGCACAAAAUACGAACUUCGCCCUUCCGAGCGGAACACGCCACCUGCUGCUCCGACGAUGUUGUCAAUGCCCCAGGUCGCGAACUGCGAGACCCUGGGCUAUGCGAUGGAGCUGGACGAGAAUCAAACGGCGACGGAACACGACGCUGCCGCUCUGCGGGAGCAGCUCAAGGAGAUGAAGCGGGUGAUGGAGGCGGAGAGGGAGAAGGCCAAGGUCGAGCUGGCCGCGGCGAAGCAGGCGGCAGAGACGGCGGUGGAGAGUGCCAAAACGGCGGCGGUGCAGCAGUUUCUGGGGUCCAAGGAGUACACGCGGCGGGUCGCCGAGCAAGCGCUGGCGGCGUACGAGCGCGGCGCGGAGGUCAUGAAGAACGUCGCGCUCCGGCUGAACCCACGUCUAGACGCCGCCAAGCUGCUCCUGCCGUUGCCGCUGGAUUAGCUCGUCGCGCCUCGACGCCGCCCGACUGAUCAUUCGGCUUAAUUAGCUAGCUCACCGAUUAGCUUGGAACUCAGAGCCGCUUUUGUUGAUCUUUGUGUGACCGCUUUUGUUUCAUUGCAUCCUUUU